Prunus mume (Japanese apricot) is the source of this 1480-nucleotide messenger RNA. RefSeq names its product BTB/POZ and TAZ domain-containing protein 1-like. Gene Ontology annotation, cellular component: nucleus. Gene Ontology annotation, molecular function: protein binding. The record is from RefSeq and is a predicted model, not a curated record. Lineage: Eukaryota; Viridiplantae; Streptophyta; Magnoliopsida; Rosales; Rosaceae.
ACCCUCAAACAUUUUCAUCUUCUCACAAACAGAGACUCGCAAAAAGACUCCUUUCUUUCUACUCAUAAUAUCUGUCUUUGCCUCUCUGACUCUCUCUCUCUCUCUCUCUCUCUCUCUAUAGAAAUGGAAACUAAUCCCACCGUAGCCAUCAACAUUUCCGAUGACCUGUACGGACUACCCGGCGCCAAAUCCGACCCACGAGACCUACCCGAACCCGAUGUCCACAUCGUCACCUGCGACGCCCUGCGGAUCCCGGCGCACUCUAGCAUUCUGGCCUCAGCGUCGCCGGUGCUGGAAAACAUUAUUGAUCGGCCACGUAAGCACCGGAGCUCCGAGCGAGUCAUUCCGAUCACCGGCGUCCCAUACGACGCCGUAUUGGCCUUCGUUCGCUUCCUCUACUCCUCAAGGUGCACGGAAGAGCAUAUGGAGAAGUACGGGAUCCAUCUACUCGCGCUGUCCCACGUGUACCUGGUCCCACAGCUGAAGCACAGAUGCAUCAAGGAGCUGGGUCAACGUUUGACCAUCGAAAACGUUGUGGAUGUGCUCCAACUUGCCAAGAUGUGCGACGCAGCGGAUCUCUACCUCAAGUGCUUGAAGUUGGUCGCUAAUCACUUCAAGGCUGUCGAGAAUACUGAAGGCUGGAAAUUCCUCCAAGAUCAUGACCCUUGGCUCGAACUCGACAUCUUACAAUUCAUCGACGAAACCGCGUCGAGGAAGAAGAAGACAAGGAAGCUGAGGGAGGAGCAAAGGUUGUACCUGCAGCUAAGUGAGGCCAUGGAGUGCUUAGAGCACAUAUGCAAGGAAGGGUGCACGAGUGUUGGGCCUUACGAUAUGGAGCCAGGUCACAAGAGGGGCCCAUGCAGCAAGUUCUCCACGUGUCAAGGGCUGCAGCUGUUGAUCCAGCACUUCGCCACCUGUAAAAGGAGGGUGAAUGGAGGGUGCUUGCGUUGCAAGCGCAUGUGGCAGCUUCUUAGGCUUCAUUCGUCGAUGUGUGACGAACCCGACUCUUGCAGAGUUCCUCUUUGCAGGCAAUUCAAGUUGAAAAUGCUGGCAGAGAAAAAGAAAGAUGAUGCAAGGUGGAAACUGCUUGUGAGGAAGGUGGUGUCAGCCAAAACAAUAUCUUCCUUGUCCCUGCCCAAGAGGAAGAGAGAGGAGGAAUUAGGAGAGACCAGAUGCAGCCAUGGGAUUAGAACCUUCAGAUUGUGAUUAAUUAGUCGUCGUUAAUUAGGUCUGCGGCAAAUUAGUGGUAUGCUUUUUUUAUUGUUACCACAAUGUCCAUUUUCCCCCAGAUGUCAAAAAUUUGUGUAUUGUAUAUUGAAGUGAGAGUUGUGCUUCUUCCUUGAGGGAGGAUAGAAGGUUAACCCUAGUUGAAAUUUGGGUUAACAUAGUUUGCUUUGUUACCAAAUCGGGGGGGUAUUAUCAUGUCCUGUUUGGUUUCAUAUUUAUAUUUAAACAUAUGAUUUCUCAUGUGAUUUGGUGA